Messenger RNA from Drechmeria coniospora, 1023 nucleotides. Its product is annotated as RTA1 domain protein. Bases 1 to 1023 code for a protein of 340 amino acids. The record is from RefSeq and is a predicted model, not a curated record. Gene Ontology annotation, cellular component: plasma membrane; fungal-type vacuole. The transcript has 3 exons. NCBI's taxonomy places the organism in Eukaryota, Fungi, Ascomycota, Sordariomycetes, Hypocreales, Ophiocordycipitaceae.
AUGUCCGGCAAUUCCACAGGCCAUCUCAUCGACAGGUGCCAUGAGGUGUCGGCCCUCUGCCCCGUCGAGGCCACGGUGCUGGGCUACUACCCCAACCUCGGCUCGAGCAUCUUCUUCACCGUCGCCUUCGGCCUGUGUCUCGUCGCCGCCGUGCCGCUCGCCGUCUGGAAGCGUACUUGGACGUACGGUGCGGCCGUCACCCUGGGAUUGAUACUGGAAACGGCCGGCUACGUCGGCCGCAUACUGCUGCACGCGAAUCCCUGGGAUGAGGGCGCGUUCGAGCUGCAGAUCUGCGCCAUCAUCAUCGGCCCGACCUUCAUCUGCGCCGCCAUCUACCUGACGCUCAAGCACGUCGCCCUUGCCCUCGGCCCCAACCUGUCACGCGUGCCGCCCGUCUGGUAUCCGCGACUCUUCCUGCCCGCCGACCUCGGCUGUCUCGUCGUUCAGGCCAUCGGCGGCGGCGUCGCCUCGGCCGCCGGUCACGCGAAGCCCGCCCUCCAACGCAGCGGCAACCGGCUCAUCGUCGCCGGCGUCGCCCUUCAGGUCGUCGUCCUGCUCCUCUUCGGCCUGCUCGCCCUCGACUACUGGCUGCGCGUCCGCCGCGCCAUGCGUCUCCCACCCGGUUCGGCCGGCGUGCGGCCCGAGCAGCGAGCCGUCUGGAUGGAUGCCCGGUUCCGAGCCUUUGUCUUCGCCGUCACGGGCGCCUACCUCGCCGUCUUCAUCCGAGUGGCCGAGAUGGCGGGCGGCUGGGGAAACCACAUCAUGCAGGAUCAAAUCAGCUUCCUCAUACUCGACAGCACCCUCGUCCUCGUCGCCGUCUCUCUCCUCACCAUUUUCCACCCCGGCAUCUUCUUCCCGCAGAUGCGCAACGGCGGCAAGGGAAGCAAGAACGGAAACAUCGCGUCUUCCGAUGGCUCUGGAGUCGCCGAUGGCGAGGGGACCGGGGCAAACGAUGCAGCAGACUCGUCCGGAGACGCCAAGGUCGAGAAGGGAGAGGAGGACAGGUCAAGGGCAAUGCCGUAG